Molecule: messenger RNA, 369 nt
Organism: Blastomyces dermatitidis ER-3
Lineage: Eukaryota; Fungi; Ascomycota; Eurotiomycetes; Onygenales; Ajellomycetaceae
Exons: 1
Coding region: 1-369 (122 amino acids)
Source: RefSeq, a predicted model, not a curated record
AUGACACUCUCAAAUCGCGAAGACCAAAACGUGGAGUUCGACUUUCUCCGUCCCCUAUUCCUAUUCCACGUUAGCCACCAGUUCACGCGAGAUAUAGGCGCAUGCUUGUGGCAAAAUGCCAUCAUCAAAUUCGAAACUCCGGAGAGUGUUUCUUCCCCUUCAUCGCUCCUCGGCCUGCGAUCGUCGAUUCUAUCAAGUUUAUCGAACUGGAACUUCAAUUAUUCGAGGAUUGGUUCGACAAUUAAUCGGACACUGUUGUUGCCAUAUGCUAGUUUAUUUCGGAGUAUAUGGAUCUGCGGUAUGUGUACAAAACCAGGAUAUGCCAUACUCCGUACUCUGCAGGCAGUAUGUGAAAGCUUAGUUAUGUGA